Wallemia ichthyophaga EXF-994 is the source of this 990-nucleotide messenger RNA. Its product is annotated as 26S proteasome non-ATPase regulatory subunit 4. NCBI's taxonomy places the organism in Eukaryota, Fungi, Basidiomycota, Wallemiomycetes, Wallemiales, Wallemiaceae. The record is from RefSeq and is a predicted model, not a curated record. Gene Ontology annotation, biological process: proteasome-mediated ubiquitin-dependent protein catabolic process. The transcript has a single exon. Bases 1 to 990 code for a protein of 329 amino acids. Gene Ontology annotation, molecular function: polyubiquitin modification-dependent protein binding. Gene Ontology annotation, cellular component: proteasome regulatory particle, base subcomplex; nucleus; cytosol.
AUGGUACUAGAAGCAUCAUUUGUGUUGAUUGAUAACUCUGAGUACAUGAGGAAUGGCGAUAUACUGCCGAACAGAUUCCAAGCGCAAGUUGACGGCGUUGGGUUGCUUGCGCAAGCGAAAAUGAACAUGAAUCCCGAGAACACAGUUGGUUUAAUGACAUUCGCUGGUCCUUCCCCCGAAGUUCUCGUAACUAGUACGGCUGAUGAUGCCAAGAUAAUAGCGUCGAUGCACGAUGUUAAGAUAUCCGGCGAGCUCGAUUUCCUCCAUGGCGUCCAAGUCGCUCAGCUAGCCCUCAAACAUCGUCAGAACAAAGUGCAGAGACAGCGCAUCGUCGCUUUCAUUGGCAGUCCCGUGAGCGAGGAGGUGAGCGAGUUGGAGAAGCUGGGGAAGAAACUCAAGAAGAACAAUGUCGCUGUCGAUUUGGUUGUGUUUGGGGAAGUGGAUGAGAAUGCAAACAAGUUGCACCAUUUCAUUGAGGCUGUAGGUGGAGCUGAGAAUAACAGACUCCUUUGCGUUCCUCCCGGCAAUCAGACGGUGUUGAGCGAUUAUCUCAUCAACUCCCCGGUUAUUAGAGGUAGCGUAGAUCCAGAUGAAGGCGGUUCUGGUUCUGGUGCUGGCGCUGGCGCUCCGGCUUCCUCCUCCUCCACAUUCGAAUUUGGCGUUGACCCCUCCCUCGAUCCUGAACUCGCUAUGGCUUUGCGCAUGUCGAUGGAAGAGGAGCAGGCGAGACAGACUACCACAUCUAGUCAGCCUGAGAACGUGGAACAUAUGGAGCAGAUAGACGAGGACACAGAAACACCUCAUAGAGGCCAGCAGGGCGAGAUUAAGGAGGCAAAGAAGGAGGAUGAUGUAGAGAUGGCUGUGGAGAGUAAGCCAUCUAACCAAGAGGACAGUGCUAUCGCUGAGGCAGAUGCUGACGCUGACGAAGAAGAUGAGAUUCAAAAGGCAAUUGCCAUGUCGAUGCAGAAUAACAAAGAGGAAAACAAGUAA